AUGGGGCCGCGGCACCUGCUGCUGCCGCUGCUCCUGCUCUGCCUGCAGCUCCUGGCCCUGCUGCUGCUGCCCGCGCAGGCGGCCGGGCCCCCCCGCGCCAAGGGCAACCGGACCCAGGGGGCGGCGGCGGCGCGGCGAACCCCCAAGCCGGGCAAGGAGCUCCUGAACCAGACGCUGGCGGGGCCCGGGGUCGCCGCCCCCACGGCGCUGCCCGGGCGCGGCAAAGGCGCGGGGGGCGGCAAGAGCCCCCCCGGGGGCGGGGGCGGCGGAGGGGGCUCGGCCCCGGCGCACGAGACGUGCUGGGGGUACUACGACGUGAGCGGGCAGUGGGACAAGGAGUUCGAGUGCAACAACAGCCUCACGGGCUUCCGCUACUGCUGCGGCACCUGCUUCUACCGCUUCUGCUGCAACAAGCGCGCCGAGAAGCUCAACCAGAGCUUGUGCCGCAACUACAAGAGCCCCGAGUGGGCCCACCCCACCACGGCCAGCGGAGCCCUGCCCGCCGACGGCGGCGACGGUGGCGACGGGGACGCCAACAAGUACGACCCGGACAAGGACAGCACCAACGCCACCGUCUACAUCUCGUGCGGGGCCAUCGCCUUCGUGCUCAUCGCCGGCGUCUUUGCCAAGGUGGCCUACGACAAGGCACGGCGCCCGCCCCGGGAGAUGAACAUACACAGGGCUCUGGCUGACAUCUUAAGGCAGCAGGGACCAAUCCCAAUAGGACACUGUGAAAGAGAGACUAUCUCAGCCAUAGAUACCUCUCCCAAAGAGAACACCCCAGUCAGGACCUCUUCCAAAAACCAUUACACCCCAGUGCGCACCUCCAAGAGCAACCCAGACAGACUAGUGCAAGUUGUGAGCAGGAGCCAGGAUUAAACAUAUAGAUUUACUUUGAAACAAAGCCUCCCAGUGAAACUCAACCUGCUGAGAACUACCCACCAAAACACAUGGAUAAUGUGGGAAUGUAGUGAAGCAGCAUUUUCUGGCACUGUGCUCCGGUGGAGAAGAGGCAGUGAUGUGGAAAAAGUCCAGGAAUGUGG
This is a messenger RNA of Chiroxiphia lanceolata (lance-tailed manakin), 1043 nucleotides long. It is a transcript of the gene SHISA6, whose product is annotated as shisa family member 6. Gene Ontology annotation, biological process: regulation of AMPA receptor activity; regulation of short-term neuronal synaptic plasticity. Bases 1 to 879 code for a protein of 292 amino acids. Gene Ontology annotation, cellular component: postsynaptic density; postsynaptic membrane; dendritic spine membrane. The record is from RefSeq and is a predicted model, not a curated record. The transcript is spliced from 3 exons. Lineage: Eukaryota; Metazoa; Chordata; Aves; Passeriformes; Pipridae.